AUGGCUUCCUUGGAUACGAUAUUUUCUGUCAUACCAUUCUUGCAUUGGGCGAUGAUCAUAUCGCUGCUUGUUAUUUCAGGCACGGCAUGGUCAUUCAACCUGUGGGUUAUUCCGAUAAUCAAAAUGAACCCGUCGAGUAGCGCUGUUCAGCAGCUUUUGGAAACAUCCCGGCGCGGUGGCGCCUGGCUGGAGCCAUUGAAUGCAAGCUUUGCCUUCAUGUUUGGCAUAACUGCUGCCGUGCUUUCACGACACCCCGACGCGGCCGAGGCAGCACAGUGGAAGCCAUUCGCACUGACAUUCUUAACCUUGCUGCAAGUAGCUUGGUGGGAAAGAGUCAUGAUUUUCCCACUCGAAGCAACCAUUGCAAGGCUGGGAAAGAAUAACGACAAAAGUGGAGGCACUGAGAAGUUCUGGAUGGAUCAUGCCACAAAUAAAGCUCUACACCAGUCUCUAGACAAGUGGACACGCUGGCAUGCCGUUCGAGCAACCUUGCCACUGAUCGCUUCGCUGAUCGCGUUGUACACAAAGCUACAGCACCUGGUCUAA
Exserohilum turcica Et28A is the source of this 546-nucleotide messenger RNA. RefSeq lists its product as uncharacterized. The transcript has 2 exons. Lineage: Eukaryota; Fungi; Ascomycota; Dothideomycetes; Pleosporales; Pleosporaceae. The coding region runs from base 1 to 546 and encodes 181 amino acids. The record is from RefSeq and is a predicted model, not a curated record.